AUGGUAUCCAGGCGAUGCUCGUCUCAGAAGAUUACCAGAUCUGAACCUAUAUCUGCGGACAACUCGAGCUUACUGACUCCUGACACUACACCAAAGCGAUCCUGGCGUAUUGCAUCUGCUGCCCAGCAACAUAUGACAGGAUACCUCAAAUAUUUGACCGACUACACGCCAGCCUCCGGCGAUCAAGUUAUCGACACGCCGACUAAGGGGCGUAUGCCAUUCCAUGGCCGCGGAUCGGUGAACACCAAGAACAUGACCCUGAGAGAUGUUCUGUAUGUCCCAGGGCUUGAGGCCAACCUCGUCUCCACUGGCCAGCUCGCUGAGCUUGGCUACACCAUAUCCAUUGGUCCUUACGGGUGUCACGUCUACAAGGACGACGAGGGCGUGGAUCUUGUUGGAAAAGCGCAUUACGUCGAUGGCUACCUGCUGGAGCUGGAUUUCCUCAGGGUUUAG
Triticum turgidum subsp. durum (durum wheat) is the source of this 453-nucleotide messenger RNA. The record is from the annotation of a GenBank genome assembly. NCBI's taxonomy places the organism in Eukaryota, Viridiplantae, Streptophyta, Magnoliopsida, Poales, Poaceae.